Messenger RNA from Gavia stellata (red-throated loon), 1140 nucleotides. RefSeq names its product chromobox 8 (gene CBX8). The record is from RefSeq and is a predicted model, not a curated record. Bases 1 to 1080 code for a protein of 359 amino acids. NCBI's taxonomy places the organism in Eukaryota, Metazoa, Chordata, Aves, Gaviiformes, Gaviidae. The transcript has 5 exons.
AUGGAGCUCUCGGCCGUCGGGGAGCGCGUCUUCGCGGCCGAGGCCCUGCUCAAGCGCCGCAUCCGCAAAGGGCGCAUGGAAUAUCUCGUAAAAUGGAAGGGCUGGUCUCAGAAGUACAGCACUUGGGAACCCGAGGAGAACAUCCUGGAUGCCCGGCUGCUCGCAGCCUUCGAGGAAAGGGAGCGAGAAAUGGAGCUAUACGGGCCCAAAAAGCGAGGCCCCAAGCCCAAAACCUUCCUGUUAAAGGCCCAGGCAAAAGCAAAAGCCAAAACCUAUGAAUUCCGCAGCGACUCUUCCAGGGCGAUCCGGGUGCCGUAUCCCGGCAGGUCCCCCCAGGAGCUGGGCUCCACGUCCCGGGCUAGGGAAGGACUGAGAAACAUAGCCCUGGCUCCCCAGGGCAGCUCCAGCACCAGCACCCCCAAGGCAGACAGCAUCCGGGACCGGGUGAUCCGCGUGGAGGAGAAACCCGGGGAGACCCCCAAAAAGAGAGGCCCGAAGCCCAGGAAGGAGCUUUACAAGGACCUGGCGGAGACUCUGGAUGCCUCCAAGAGGAAACUGGGGGAGCCGGGGGACAAGGUGGGGGACUACCUGAAGGCCAGGAAGAUGGAGGAGGCGGGGGCGGCCAAGUUCGGCUCGGGACACAGCGUCAUCCAGCUGGCCAGGCGGCAGGACCCCGACCUCGCCGGCGCCCUGCCCGGCCCCAACCGAGCCGAGGCGGGCGCCAAGCUGGGAGCCGCCGAGACCUACCCUCCCCGGCUGGCCAAGCACCGGGCGGACUUUCUGGACCCCAAGGGGCAGGGGGGGCUGGACCCCGGCGGGCCCAAGCUCCUGCACGGCGCAGUGAGCCCGGGCACCGUGGGCAGCCUGUACCGCGACGGCGUGGGGGGCCAGGCGGGGCGGCCCUCCCUCAUCGCCAGGAUCCCCGUCUCCAGGAUCCUGGGGGACCCCGAGGAGGAGUCCUGGAGCCCCUCUCUCAACAACCUGGAGAAGGUGGUGGUAACUGAUGUGACCUCUAACUUUUUGACCGUCACCAUCAAGGAGAGCAGCACGGACCAAGGAUUCUUUAAAGAGAAGCGAUGAGGUUGUCGGAGGUGGUGCUGGGGUUUUCUUCGGUCAGAUCCAGACAAAAGCUUGGUUAGA